GACGAGUCCCCCAUUUACCCCCGUCCGUCCCCACAAUAUCUCCCCCACAGUUACACCCUGCAUCCUGCCCCCCUCAAACCUACACCCCCCCCGGAUACCCCAAAAUCCACCUCCCCCCGUUCCUGCCCCACAUCGUUUUCUCUCCCUACCCCAGUCUCCCCACUCUGUCUCCCAUGUUCCCUCCCCUAAACCCAGCCUGUGCCCCCCAGCCUGGCGCCACAUUUAGGGCACCCCCCCCCCCAGUGCUACCCCCCACCCUCCCCGGGACUGCCCCCCAGUUUGGGUGCUGGGAGGGGGGGUGAGCGAUAACGGAGCCCCCCAAGGACCCGCCAUCCCCGCGGGGUCACGCUGCGGCCCAGGGGUGCCACGGGUCGCGUUUGCAGAGGGUCGCGCUGGCGCGGGGACGGGUGGCGGUGUCGCAUUGGCACCAGGGUCGCCUUGGCACGGGGACAGCGGGGUCGUGCCGGCUCGGGGCCGGGUCACGCGUGCCCCGGGGCUGUGCCGGGCUGCGGCUGUGUUUGCACAGGGCUGGGUCGCACCCGCACCGCGCCGGGUUUGCACCACGGCCGUGUUUGCUCAGGGACGGGGCUCGGCUGCACCUCCUUGGUGCGGGCACGGGGACAGCGGCGCGAGGGUCCCUUUGGCACCGGGGGCGUCAUUGUGUUUGCACGGGACCGGGGCACGUUUGCACCAGGGCUGUGCUUGCACCAGUGUCGCGUUUGCACGGGGACGGUGGCGUUGGCACAGGGAUGAUCACACCAGCACGAGGAGGGUGGCAUUUGCACGGGGACGGUGACAUUUCCACAGGGCUGGUGACACUUGCAUGGUGGCCCUGGGCCUGUCACAUCCCGGCCCUGUCCCCACCCUGGCGUGUCCCCGGGGAGGUCCCUGCCAACCCCCCCCUCCACCGUGCCAGCCCUCCCUCCUCCCUGCCUGGAGCUUGUGCCCGUGGCACGGGGAUGGCGGCACUUUGACUGCGUCGGUGACACUGGCAUGGGGUUGGUGACACUGGCACGGGUAUGGUCACAUUGACACGGGGUCAGUGACACUUGCACGGGGAUGGUGACGCUCGCACGGGGAUGGUGACACUGGCAUCAGGUCGAUGACAGUGGCACGGGGAUGGUCAAAUUGGCGCGGGGUCGGUGACACUUUCGCGGGGUCGGUGACUCUCCCGGGGUCGGUGACAGUGGCCCGGGGCGGGUCCCGGUGCCCGGCGCUGUCCGUGGUGCUGCCCCCGCGCCGCCGCCUCCCGCCGGCAGAGGGAGCCCCUCGGGUUGGGGGGGUGGGUGCGAUGAGUUGGGGGGGUCUCAGCGGCCGGACCCCCCCAUGCAGUGACCCCGCACCCCCCGCUCCCGCCCCCCCCGGCCCGCAGCCGGGCGGCCCUGGCAGGGUGGCCCUUGCCCCGCUGCCAUCCCUCAGUUCCAGGGGUGGCACCGCUGCCCGGGCGUCCCGGCGAGGGGUUGUGGGGGAGUUCUCCUCUCCCCCAGGAAGCGCCAUGGGCCCCCCCGGACCCCUUCACACCACCUAGACGUGUCUCCAGCCAGCACCACCACCCCACCCCCAGGGCAGCAGGAUGGCCCAGCAGCGCCACGCCGUCCCUCCGCCACUCAAGACGGAGGAGGAUUACAUCCCCUACCCCAGCGUGCAUGAGGUGCUGGGUCGGGAGGGGCCGUUCCCCCUCAUCCUCCUGCCACAAUUUGGGGGUUACUGGAUCGAGGGCACCAACCACCAGCUGAGCGGGACCCCCGACUCACCCCCCACCCCGGCCCCCGGCCCCCGGGCAAAGCUGGAGGGCAACCACACGGCCAAGAUCUACCGCAAGCACUUCCUGGGCAAGGAGCACUUCAACUACUACUCCCUGGACCCGGCCCUGGGCCACCUCGUCUUCUCCCUCAAGUACGACGAGCAGGAGCACCUCCACCUGCUGCUGCGCACCCGUGCCCGCACCCUGCACGACGUGGUGCCCAUCUCCUGCCUGGCCGAGUUCCCCAAUGUGGUGCAGAUGGCCAAGCUGGUGUGUGAGGACGUCAACGUGGAUCGGUUCUACCCUGUGCUCUACCCCAAGGCCUCCCGCCUCAUCCUCGCCUUCGACGAGCACGUGCUCAGCAACCACUUCAAAUUUGGGGUCAUCUACCAAAAACUGGGGCAGACCUCAGAGGAGGAGCUUUUUGGCACCACGGAGGAGAGCCCAGCCUUCGCCGAGUUCCUCGACGUCCUGGGCCAGCGGGUGCAGCUGCGGGACUUCAAGGGGUUCCGGGGGGGGCUGGACGUGACCCACGGGCAGACGGGCAGCGAGUCCGUCUACUGCCACUUCCGCGACAAGGAGAUCAUGUUCCACGUGUCCACCAAACUGCCCUACACCGAGGGGGACGCCCAGCAGCUGCAGCGGAAGCGCCACAUCGGGAACGACAUCGUGGCCAUCGUCUUCCAGGACGAGAACACGCCGUUCGUGCCCGACAUGAUCGCCUCCAACUUCCUCCACGCCUUCGUGGUGGUGCAGCUGGAGCAGGGGGGCACCCAGGGCACCCUCUACAAGGUCUCGGUCACCGCCCGUGACGACGUGCCCUUCUUCGGCCCUCCGCUGCCCGACCCCGCCGUCUUCAGGAAGGGCCCUGAGUUCCAGGAGUUCCUGCUGACGAAGCUCAUCAACGCUGAGUACGCCUGUUACCGGGCCGAGAAGUUUGCCAAGCUGGAGGAGCGGACGCGGGCGGCGCUGCUGGAGACGCUGCACGAGGAGCUGCAGGCGCGCAGCCAGGCCAUGCUGGGGCUCGGCCCCGAUGACGAGCGCCCCGACAACGGCGCGGCCGCCCCGGGCUUCUUCGAGUCCUUCAAGUCGCUGCUGGUUCCCGGGAGCCGCCGGGGUCGCCGCGGCAGCGCCAUCGGGCUGGGCUCGGUGGAAGAGGCGCUGCUGGUGCCCGGGAAGAGCCCGUCCCGGCGGCGGCCCGGCCCGCUCGGCUCCCGCCGCUCCAGCGCCAUCGGCAUCGAGAGCAUCCAGGAGGCGCCGGCCGGCAGGGACGGCCCCGCCGCCCCCGAGGGCUCCGGCUCCACUCACAGCUCCCCCGAGAGCCGCCGGCACCACGACAGGGCCGAGAAGCCGGAGCCGCCGGAUUUCUCCCGCUCCUCCUCCAGCGCCAGCAGCUUCGGCAGCGCCGCUGAGGAGCCCGAGCCGGGCCGGGAGAGCCGCUCACCCUCGGGGACCCACCGCAACGCCUUCCCCGACACCCCCUGGCCGGAUGACCCCCCUGGGACCCCCACAGGCCGCCGCCCCCCCGACUCCCCCUGCCCCGAGAUCAAAAUCCAGCUGGAGCAGCCCCCCCACAAUCCGGGCUCAUAGUCACCCCCCCACCCGCGGGGGGGUCACCGCUUCGCCCCCCCAUUCCCCCCGUGUGCCACCCCCAUGCCAGGAGCUGAAGCCAUCGUCCCCGG
Pseudopipra pipra is the source of this 3426-nucleotide messenger RNA. It is a transcript of the gene RAP1GAP, whose product is annotated as RAP1 GTPase activating protein. Gene Ontology annotation, molecular function: GTPase activator activity. NCBI's taxonomy places the organism in Eukaryota, Metazoa, Chordata, Aves, Passeriformes, Pipridae. The record is from RefSeq and is a predicted model, not a curated record. Gene Ontology annotation, cellular component: cytoplasm; membrane. Bases 1574 to 3334 code for a protein of 586 amino acids. The transcript has 21 exons. Gene Ontology annotation, biological process: activation of GTPase activity; regulation of small GTPase mediated signal transduction.